GACCUUCUGCAAUAAUCGAUACGAAAACACUUCCUGAUAAUGAAUAUAUUUUAGCAGUUCGUGUAGGAUACCUGAAAAUGGUCAUUUACGUGAAAUGAGGAAACCGAAUAUAUUAUAACAUUGUCUAUUUAUAGACAAACUAGAAUGCAAAGUAAAAUGGAUGUUCUCCUGUACGUUGUUUUUUCAUAUCUAGCAAAGAUCUCUAUCGCAAUUUGUCCACCAUCAGAGGUGACAUUGUAUGGAAAAAGUCGUUGUCUGAAGGAAUGUCCAUGGAGAUCUUAUAUGUUUAGACAAAUAUGCUAUGAAGAGUGCCCGGUAAAUACCAGAGUUAUUGUGACAGAGUUAGGAAAAUUUUGCUCUGUGGAUCAUGAAUUUGAAUGCCAGCGCAUUUCCUGCCCAGACGAGUUCCCUCUUUGCUAUAAAAUGAAUUGCUUGAAGACAUGUCCUAAGUACACGUUUCAGUUUCUGAAUAAUUGCGUAAUAGAAUGCCCCGAGGAGCAAGCGUUUAAACUCUCACACGAUUGUGAAGAAUCUUGUCUUCCAGGAAAGUGCUUGGAAUCAUGUCCACCUUCUCAUCCAUUUGUAUUUCAGUCAAUCAGAUCGAAACAUUGCUUGCAACAAUGUCCCAAUUAUACGUAUGAAGAUAUAGCUAGCAAAGCAUGCAAGUCAGAAUGUCCUAUGCAUUCGCCAUUUCUUUUCAAUAAAACCUGUUUGAAAACUUGUCCCGAAUCACACCCGUUUGCAUCAACAGUGGAAUCAAUGUAUAACUCAAUUUCGAAAUGCUUUAACUCCUGUCCAAGUGAUGCUGUGAUUGAUGGGGAUUACUGUGUCAGUGUUUGUCCAAGAGGAAAACAUUUGUUUAACAACACAUGUGUCGUAACAUGUCCUACGUCACAUCCUUUAAUGUUUCCAAAUACGAUUAGAUUCGUAAGUCCCAUAAAAAGCCUUGGGAAGUCGGAUUUCAUAUGUGUCGAUUCUUGCAAUGUGGGAUCAAAUGUUAUCUAUCAGUACAACAUAUACAAUAACUUCUGUGUAGAUUCCUGUCCGCAAGAGUCGCACUAUGCUUAUAAUGGUUCGUGUCUGACAGAAUGCCCCGUGUCAAGCAAGUAUAAUAUUCAUCAUGGAAAAUACUUCCUUUGUGUUGAAUCUUGUCCCGUUAAUACGUUUGUUUCCAAUGAAACCAACUGUAGACGGUCUUGUCCUUCUGAUGAAAACUUCUUGUAUAACAAUACUUGCAACGAAACAUGUCCAUCUGACUACAACUUUAAACAGAUCGCUGGAAGUUAUUACAAAUGUAAUGCAGCAUGCCCAUCAGAGGAAUUUAUUUACAAUGAUUCUUUUUGCGUUGCUUCCUGUCCACCUGAAGCAAAAUAUCAAUAUGAUAAAACAUGCGUCACAACAUGCUCAAAACCAUUGAAAUAUCAGUUAAGCAAUUCCACAACCAUACAUCGGAAUCGGUACAACAAAACAACUGUCAAUCACCAUUAUUGUCUUGAAGAUUGUCCACCGAACACAAACUACUAUGAAGAUGCAUGUGUAAUGGAAUGUCCGAGUCAAGCUAAUUACCUCUUUAAUAGAUCGUGUCAUACGGGGUGUCCUGCACCAUAUAACUACAGGUUUUUAAGUGGGAAACACCAUGUCUGCUGUGAUGAAUGUCCACAAAACACAUUCACUUACAAUGCUACUUUGUGUCUUUCGGCAUGUCCUGUGGAUAAAAAUUUCGAAUUCAACAACACAUGUUACAACAAGUGUCCCGAUUCCAACGACUUCAUUUUUCAAGAGAGUUCCCAUUUCAAAUGUUUGGAUAAAUGCAGUUCGAAGUCUUUAAAGACUCUGAAUAAAACAUGUUUGAAUGAAUGUCCCCAGGGUACACUCCAAUUAGACAACAAAUGUGUGCAAUCGUGUCCAAGUGAUAGGCCACUGAAUUACACAAGAAACGAUGGGAAACAUUGUUGUCAAAAUUCUUGCCCAUAUAGAACAUACAGGUUUGAAAGUAAAUGCUUUGAUCGUUGUCCACAUGGCUUUCGAACCUUUAAUUUCACUUGUACACUUGAAUGUCCGAAGUCGACUCCAUAUAUAGAUAUCGUGACCAAAAAGUGUUUAAGCACUUGUGAAAAUGACUUUGUGAUAACUAAUAACCAUCAAUGUGAUGUAAAAUGUCCACAUGAUAAACAAUACAUAGAGAAAAAAAGAUGUGUGAAAGGGAAAAUACAAAAUAUGUGUGUGAAAUUUUGCAGCAAACAAAAUUCAUUUUCGUAUAUUGCAAAUCAAGGAAUAUUUUGUUAUGACCAAUGUCCCAAUCAUUUGCUUCUGAUGGAAAAUCAACGGACCUGUGUAGAAGAAUGUCCCGAUAAUAAGUUAAUUGUCGGGAGCAUAUGUCGAGCGAUAUAUAAAUGCCCUAAUCACAAGUAUCUGGAACACACUGAUGUUGGCAAGAGAUGUAAAAAUGAAUGUUCACUAGGAUUUUUCUUGGAUGGAGUGCAUUGUGUCAAGGAGUGUCCACUAGAAAAAGUAAUUGUUAACGCUAAGUGUGCAGAAGAAUGCCCAUCAAGCCACCCGUUAAUUCAUAAGGAUUUCACAUCCUCGAAACCACGUGCAACAUGUUAUUUUCAAUGUCCGGGUAGACUAGUGGCGAAUGGGUCGACCUGUAUUGACGAAACUACUUGCCACUCAACGAAGCAUUACACAUAUGAACAUGUUUGUUAUGAAGCAUGCCCCAUGUUGACAAGGAAAACCGAAAACUAUACAUGCUUCUCUUUGACAAGCUCUAUAUUAUAUACCAUAUUACUCCUUAUCUUAACAAUCAUACAGCUUGGUGUCCUAUAUUUUGUGACAUGUUUUACUGGCAAAAAAUCCAACAAGAAAAAGGAAAUGGAAGGCGCAAUGAUAAAAACUCAUUUUCAGUUAACGUCUAGCAACAAAGAUAGAGAGCACAAUAGAAAAUACGUCAUCAGAUUUAAAAAGGAAGAAAAGGAAAACAUCGAGAUUUUUGAAGUAAAUACUAUUGGCAGUGAUGAAAAGAUGGAAAACAAUGAAGAUGUAACGGAGCUAAACGAUGGAUAUAAACCCAUUAAUUUUCGAAGACGUAAACAUUGAUUGUCGGAACAACGUUUUAUAAUAAUGUCGAUGUAUUGUGUGUUUUUAUUUCUUCAUAAUAACGUAAAAUUGCUAUGCAAUUGGAUUGCAUCGUAUUAUAAUUAGAUUAUACAGUGUUGUUUUGUCGCCUUAUUUCAUUGAACAUACUGCUCAAACUAUCUAUUAUAAAAGGCGGUUUAAUUAGAAAUAAGACAAUGCAGUACUUUUGUUAAUUAGUUUACCAUGCUAUUCGAAGUUUUGCUGGUGUGAAAUUAUGACAAAUGACGCCAUACAUUUUCUCAUUUUGUUUUCUUAUGUUUUUGUAUUUAUAUCUUAAUUGAGUUGUAGAUUGGCUAUUUUCUGAUUACGCUGUGAUGAAACCGAUACGUAUAAAUUAUGCUUUUUAUUUUCAAUUUGUAUUUCAUAGAUAAAUCUUCGUAGAACUGAAGCAUGAAAGGUUAAGAUAACGAACAGUGAUCAAUCACAUAACUCCUUUAAAGAGUACAAAAUUGAGAGUUGGGCAACACGGACCCCUGGAUAUAACAGAGAUGGAAACAGUGCCUAAGAGGAGUAAGCAUCUCCUGUCAACCGGUCACACCCACCGUGAACACUAUAUCUUGAUCAGGUAAAUAGAGUAAUCCGAAGUCCAAAUCAGUGUGCCAAGAUCGGCCUAACAAUUUGUAUCAAACACAUUAUACAGCAAAGAUAGGUUGUAUUGGCAAACUAGAACAUUAUAUCCUCCAUAGUAUUUACGGAAUGUUGACUGUCGAAACGCCUGUAGCAUCAACGUGUUUGUAAGUAGACUCCCUCGAUUUAUAAACUGAUCAUACUCAGAACAAGCUCUUGGUCAUCGAAUCACUUUGAGAGAUAUGAAUAUCAUAUGCAGGUGAUAAUGGAAAAAUUCUAGAAAGAUAUGGGAAGUUGACGAUGGAAAAGCUGCAAUUAUCCUGUUUGUCAUAAAGUGGAUUUGAUAGUUUGCCGUUAAUAUCUAUUUUCAAUAAAACAUAUAAGUACGAAGCAGAUGUGGAGACUCUGUGGUGUCUUUUAUUAUUUUGAGUUCAUAGGGAUAUAUCGAAUCGUCAUAUUAUUUCUAUCAUAGUAUGUUUAUGAUUAUGCAGUUGUUGACCAUCUGUUUGGAUAAUUCUAUUUUCUUAGCAUGUCUGUCAAAAGCCUUUUGAAAAAUAAUAUGCACAUGGCUUUGUAUAUUUUUACAUUGUAACACUACAUAAACUGAUCAGGACAUAGGGAUUGUGCCGGCUGUAACUGGUCAACAGUGAUCUUAGAAACUUAAACCCACUUCUGGCUAGGAGGUUAUAAAAGUUGGCUCGGGCUCCAGCUCCAACUCUAGCUCGAAAACAAGAUUUGGAGUAUGGCUCCAAAUAAUUUUAGGUUAUAAAAACUGGCUCAAGCUCUGGCUCCAAAUCAGGCUCGAAAGUUGUCUUGAAAUUUUGAGCCGGAGCACAUACUCGAAAUGUGGGUUAUAAAACUUUUGAGUAAGGAAAUCAUACUCCAAAUGGAGUAUGCCAUACUUAAAUCUCGAGUAAGCUCAAUAGCUUACUUGAGAUUUAAAGUAUGUACUCAAAGUGUCGUUUGCUUUUAUAAAAAUGGCUGCAUGCCGACAAAUGCCAAUUAGGAAACGUGCUCCACACAAUAUCAGAGACAGAUCAUGCAACCCUUUAGAAGAAUUAUCUGCAGAUGAUGUUUUUGCAAGAUAUAUUUUCCUACCACACACCAUUAUGGAUCUCUUGCGUCAGCUGCCAGACAUAUCAUCUCCAACUCAGCGGAACCUUCCAAUUCCACCCCUCCUUCAAUUACAAGUAACGCUGAGAUUUCUAUGUUGGAUUUUACAGCUUUUAUAGGGCUUGAAAUAUGUCCUAUGUAGUCAUUUUUACUAUUUUCUGUCAUUUUUAAUGUGAAAUUGAUGAAAUAACGCAAAUUUUAAGGGUU
Ostrea edulis (European flat oyster) is the source of this 5022-nucleotide messenger RNA. RefSeq names its product proprotein convertase subtilisin/kexin type 5-like. The record is from RefSeq and is a predicted model, not a curated record. The transcript has 3 exons. NCBI's taxonomy places the organism in Eukaryota, Metazoa, Mollusca, Bivalvia, Ostreida, Ostreidae. The coding region runs from base 145 to 3096 and encodes 983 amino acids.